This is a messenger RNA of Lucilia cuprina (Australian sheep blowfly), 3105 nucleotides long. RefSeq names its product N-alpha-acetyltransferase 30A (gene Naa30A). Gene Ontology annotation, biological process: N-terminal peptidyl-methionine acetylation. NCBI's taxonomy places the organism in Eukaryota, Metazoa, Arthropoda, Insecta, Diptera, Calliphoridae. The coding region runs from base 307 to 1581 and encodes 424 amino acids. The transcript has 4 exons. Gene Ontology annotation, cellular component: NatC complex. Gene Ontology annotation, molecular function: protein-N-terminal amino-acid acetyltransferase activity. The record is from RefSeq and is a predicted model, not a curated record.
UGUCACUGCAAAAUCAUUGUGAAAAAAAGAACUUCAUCUAGGAGGAAAAAUCUUAUUGAAUUGUUAAGGAAAAAUCUAUUUAAAUUAAAUAAUUUUGUGAAAAAUGUUUGAAAAGUAAACAGAAAAGUGGGUAAAACUAAAAGCAGAGAGCAAGAAGAAAAAAAAAUCAAGGAAGAAAGAAUAAAAACGAAAAAGAAAACCUUUUCUUUUUGUAAGAAAAUAGGAAAAUAUUUUAAAUAUUUGGUAUUUUUUUAAAAAGUAAACAAAAACAUAAAAUUAUAAUAUAUAAAAUUUAAAACAAGUGCAAUGGAACAAAUAAAAGGCUCUUUGGGGAGCCAAAUGCAAACACAACAGCAGCAACAACAACAACAAAAUCAAUCAAAGAAAAAAUCUAAAAAUAAAAAGAAAAGCUCCAAAAAUGAGUCAAAUACAGCAGCGGUGGUGGUGGUGACAACAAGGUCUAACGAGGAACAAGAACAGCAGCCAAUUGAGGGGGUGUUAAUGGAAAAUGGUCUAACAGAUCAAUUGAAGCAACAGCUGCAUAUAGGCAACGACAACAACACUAAUAAUAGUUGUAGCAGUAGUAGUAGUAGCAACAACAAGGUCAAUGGCCUUAUGACAGAAAAUUUAAAAAAAUCUAAAGCCUGCCCUCCCACUACUACAACAAAUGAUAAACUGCAACAACCUGCUUUAAAUGGCCAUCAUAUGGAGGAGUCUACGUCAAUGCCAAAUGGUGAAAACUCUUGUCCACAACAACAGGCAGUGAAUAAGAAAUCAAAACGAAAACCUAAUAAUAAAAAAUUAAACAAUUCUCUAGAAGAUAAAGAAACACAACUGGAGAACGGACACUGCCCUGAAAUGGUAACAAAUGGUUUUAGCCAUCAGGAGCCACAACAAAUUUUAACAAACGAAACAAAACUUAAUACUGCCAUGACCGCCGUCGUCGCCGCCAACAAUAGCAACCAAGCUAAAAGCACACCUAGCAACAAUACUAAUGAAAAAACGAAAGCAGAAAGUUUAGAACCACAGCCUAAGAAGGAGAAACAAGAAGCAGAAAAUGAAACGCAAGCAAACGCUGUAGAGCCUGUAGCUUUAAGUAAAAGUCCUGAAUUGGACUUGACAAAUGUUCAUAUUGAGUACAAGGAAUAUGAGUCUGAAUUACAAAUGCAUGAUAUUAUGCGUUUGAUACAAGCUGAACUAUCCGAGCCUUACUCAAUCUAUACUUAUCGCUAUUUCAUAUACAAUUGGCCAAAAUUAUGUUUUUUGGCUGCCCAUGGCAAUGAGUAUGUGGGUGCUAUUGUGUGCAAGCUGGAUAUGUACAUGAAUGUGAGGCGUGGCUAUAUAGCCAUGUUGGCUGUGCGCAAAGAAUAUAGGAAACUUAAAAUUGGCACUACAUUAGUGCAAAAAGCCAUAGAGGCCAUGUUAGCCGACAAAGCCGAUGAAGUUGUUUUGGAAACAGAAAUGAGCAAUUUGCCUGCUUUGCGUUUAUAUGAAAAUUUGGGUUUUGUAAGAGAUAAACGUUUAUUCCGUUACUAUUUAAAUGGUGUCGAUGCUUUACGUUUAAAACUAUGGUUUAGAUGAGAUACUUAGUAAACGUAGAAAAACAAUAAUAACAACAACAAAAUCAAACAAAACUUGUAAAUCAUAAAAUAUUUUUCUUUUUAAAAUUAAGUUAUUUAAUUUUUUUUUUUUGCUAGAAGAAACAAACAAUUCAUUAACUAUUUAAAAACAAAAACAUUAAUAAAUUCAACAGCAUAUACAUGUAACAAAAACUAUACAUUUUCAUUUAAAUUUUAAACAAAACCAUAAAAAAUUAGGUUUUUUUUGAAGGAAUUAUGAAAAAAAUAUUUUUUUAUAAAUCUUAUUUUUAAAAAUAAGAUUUUAAUUAAUAUUUAAAUCAAGCUGAAAUUAACUCAUGUUUUUAGCACAAACUAAGUUAAAUAUUUUAACUUAUUUUUUAUAUAUAUAUUUAAUUUAAAUUAAAAGAAACAAUUGUGUGUAAAAUCAAAAUUAUUUAUGUGGAAAUACAUAUUUGGCAAGAAAAAUAAAAAAGAAAAACAACAACAAUUGUGGUGGCUUAAGAGAUGGAGAUGUGAUUUAGUGAAAAGAAGCAAUUAAUAUUUUGAUCUUAAUAAUAAAUCGUUGUGGCAUAAGAAAAAACAAACGUGAAAAUAAUUGCAAAACAAUUAAAUAAAAUUUUUGUAUAAAUGUGACUCUGUUAGUAGCUUGUAAAUUCUUUAUAUAAUUUCUUUAAGCAUUAAUACUUAAAUUAUAAUAAUUAGCUGCUAAUAACGUUAUAUAAAUUAUAAAAUCUAAAGUUUUUUUUAAACUAAUUUUGCUUUAAAAAAAAAUUCACACAAAAUUGAACAAGUUCUUUAGAAAUAUAAGACAAGUGUCUUAAAAUAAAUCCUUCCGUUUAAAGCUUAAACUAAUUUUGAACAAAAAGCUUAAAUUUUGUGCAAAUUAUUAAGAUUUUAACUAAUUUUUAUAAAUUUAAAAAAAAUUAAUUUUUUUUUUUAAAUUUCUUUAAAAUCUUAAGACUGAGUUAAAGAAAUGAUUGAAAUUCAUAUUAAGAUUUUGGAAAUUUUUAAAAUUCUUUUAUAAAAUGUUCUAAAAACUUUUACUAAUUCUUUCUUUAAUAAUUAUGUUGUAAAUUAAACCAUAUAAAGUGUUUAAAACAAAAUAAAAUUGCAAAAUUAUUUAAAACCCACAAAUAAACCAUUAAAAGCAUAUAAACUAAUAACAGUGUAAUACAUAUUAAUCAUUAUUAUAUAGAUAUUAUAAGUUACUAAUAAUAAUAUUGUUAACAAAAACAACAGAAAAAAAACAAAGAGAUUUAACAUAAUAAAGGGUUUUAGUUUAAGUCUAAAGCUCUUUACUAACAAUGCCUUUCUAUAAUAAUAAAACUAAUAAAAUAAAAUCUAUCUCUUUUUUUUUUAACAACUAAAAGAAAUUUGUAAACAUUUAAGUGAAGAAAAAAAGUUAUUAACUAAUUUAGUAAUAAUACUGAUAAGUCUUGUCGUAAUGGUUAAAAUUCUUAGUAAGUUUCAUGUAAAUUUAAAUUGAGUUCGUAAAAAGAAAUGAAAAUAAACAAAUUAACUAAUA